AAGUAAAACAUUGAACACAACGGCUCUUUUAAGAGCCACACACUGUCUCAUUCGAGGAGUUUAAUUUCAUAAAAUAAAUCAUAUUUAACGAGAACUUGAACUUUUAGAACUUGUGUUAAACACUUCGCUCGAAGAAGAAACACCAUCAUCAUGGCGUAACUAUAAGCGUCAGCACGUGCAAUGUAUCGUGAAUAACGUGUAAUCGGGUGAAAUGCUUUCUGAACGAAAUCUUUAAGUGACUUUGAUGACACGAUGACGUAAUUCUGUUCUAGUGUAGAGUUAAUACAGAAAUAAACGUUUUAUUUAAAUUCAAAUUCGAUAAAGAGCGGGAAGUGCAAACAAAGGAAACUGAGUCGCUUGUGGGAGGGUCAUCUUCAAACACGAGACUGUGGGCGGGAAACACUUUCAUUGGCUCUCUAUCCAACCCGUCAAACUAUGAGCUGACCAAUUAACACAUUUUAUGGGAUUUGGCCGGCGAAGACAUGCAAUCAGACAACAGGCUCCGUUACGCUAAACAUUUGCAUGUGAGAGUGAAUAAAUACCACAGCGACGUGACACCUCCUCAUUCAGCAUUUUCUCAUCUGUGAAGAAGCAUCAUGCCUGAACCAGCCAAACCCGCGCCCAAGAAGGGCUCUAAGAAGGCCGUCACCAAGACCGCCGUUAAGGGAGGAAAGAAGCGCAGAAAGUCCAGGAAGGAGAGUUACGCCAUCUACGUGUACAAAGUGCUCAAGCAGGUCCACCCCGACACCGGCAUCUCUUCCAAGGCGAUGGGCAUCAUGAACUCUUUCGUCAACGACAUCUUCGAGCGCAUCGCCGGUGAGUCGUCUCGUCUCGCGCACUACAACAAGCGCUCCACCAUCACGUCGAGAGAGAUCCAGACCGCCGUGCGUCUGCUGCUGCCCGGUGAACUCGCCAAACACGCCGUGUCCGAGGGCACCAAAGCCGUCACCAAGUACACCAGCUCCAAGUAAAGCGCCGCUUUCAUCCGCCGCACACAAAGGCUCUUUUAAGAGCCACACACUUAUUCCUUUAAAAGAGAUUCUCAUGUUUGUAAAGUUGUGAGCUGUAUUUUUUUCAUUAGUGUUAUGAUUUAAAUAACGAUUUGAUUAAUGUCAAAUAUGUUUACAUUUGAUGGUUUUCUCUUAGACAAAACAGCCAUUUUUGAUUUUCACAGUGACUUAAUUUGUGUGACAAAGUUAUUAAAAAUAUUUAAAUUAAUGUUGGUUCGUUACGGGCACUAAUGUAAAACUUACUGCAGUAAAACAAAAUUAGAAGUCUUUAGAUAGAAAAGUGUAUACAGUUUUCUAAUUUGCAAAUAAUCUUGAUAUGUAUUUAAUUUAAAGAUGGUUUGAAGAUGUCUUGAAAUAUAGAUACCACUGAUAAAUAGACAAACUAUUGCUCAACUUCAAAUAAACUAAACAUGUGUUAUUUUAUAUCAAAACUUGAUGAGUAACUGAAUGACAACUUCACUAAACAUCUGAUGAUAGACUUCAGACACCAGUAAACUUCAGUCUUUAUAUGAGUUUUAAAUAGAGGAAAGCAGAAGAUUUUCUUGUAUAUUGUACUCGAAAGCGUGUAGGUUAAAACUGUAUUGA
Triplophysa dalaica is the source of this 1595-nucleotide messenger RNA. RefSeq names its product histone H2B-like. The record is from RefSeq and is a predicted model, not a curated record. Gene Ontology annotation, molecular function: protein heterodimerization activity; DNA binding; structural constituent of chromatin. Bases 597 to 971 code for a protein of 124 amino acids. The transcript has a single exon. Gene Ontology annotation, cellular component: nucleosome. Lineage: Eukaryota; Metazoa; Chordata; Actinopteri; Cypriniformes; Nemacheilidae.